AUGGACGACCUCAUAAACAUAAAAUCUCCCCCCUCGACGUCGCUGGUAUCGACGGAGACUGCGACUGCAACUGACAUGUCCUUCUCGCAGGCGCUGGCGAACAGUAAUCCAUCUGAAGAGGCAUCCAUAUUCGUGGCAGCACAGCGGGGCGACGUUGAGCUGAUGCGUGAGCUCAUAAACUCAGGCAAGGCGAACGCAACCGACCGGGAUCCGCAAAACAUCACCCCACUUCAUUGGGCAGCCAUCAACGCCCACGUUGCUGCAUGUCGGUUUCUCCUCGAGCAAGGUGCUGAGGUCGAUGCCCAGGGCGGUGACCUCGUAGCGACCCCGAUGCAGUGGGCGGCGCGUAAUGGAUAUCUCUACGUCAUUCACCUCCUCAUUUCUCACAACGCCGACCCUACGAUCACCGACUCGCAAGGAUACAACUCGCUACAUCUCGUCACCCACUCCUCGUCCAUUAUGCCACUGCUCUACCUUUUGCACCAACCCAUCAAUGUCGAUUCUCGCGACUCGCAAGGACACACGUCACUUAUGUGGGCCGCAUACCAAGGAGAUGCGUUGUCCGUGGACCUCCUGCUUAGGCAUGGUGCCAAUCCGAAUCUCAAAGACGAUGCCGGGCUGUCGCCCCUUCAUUGGGCUGUAGUGAGAGGCAACAGGAUCGCCAUUCGCAGGCUCAUUGAAAAGGGUGCCGAUUUGGCUGCCAAGGACGGAGAGGGACGCACGCCGAGAGAUAUGGCUGUCGAGUUGAAGAGCUUAGGUGCUUGGAAACGUGCUCUCGAGGAGGGAGGAAUGGAUGAAUACGGGGUCAAGCGAGGAAAGCCUCUCAGCGAUCGAAACACCAAAAUCGCCAUCUUCAUUUUGCCUGCAAUCUUCUUCUAUCUAAUGUUCAUGACUCUUACGUUCCUACCAUGGUACACUGGCAUUCUACUUGCUUUGGCGGAAUUCUUUGGGAUGCAUCAUAUCGUUACGCGAGUUCUUUUGAACAAGGCGACAUAUACGGACAGUGUAAAUCAAACACCUUAUUUCGCCGGGAUAAUCUCUGGAUCUAUUCUCUGGGUGCUCUACUCUUGGUUUACACGGCUCGUUCAGCAAACACAGGAUCAUGCCCUGUCGCACUUCCUAUUCGCAAUCAUCCUCGGCCUGUGUACCUACAAUUUCUUCCGUGCUGUGACCCUCGACCCUGGCACUUGCCCUAAACCAGCAAGUGAUGAGGAACUGAAAUCUAUAAUAGAAGACUUGGCGUCGGAAGGCCGUCUAAAUGGCCAGACGUUCUGCAUUCAGUGCAUGGCCCGCAAACCUCUUCGCUCAAAACACUGUCGUGUAUGCGAUAAAUGCAUUGCUCGAAGCGACCACCACUGUCCUUGGGUAUGGAAUUGCGUUGGCUCCAAUAACCAUCGCCAAUUCUUGCUCUUCGUCAUAACACUUGUGGUGGGGAUCGGCCUUUUCGAUUACCUUACAUAUGCUUACUUCUCAACAAUACCCAAAGCGACCCCGGGCGAGAUAUCACCUUCCUGUCCCCUUCCUGGCGAUCUAUGUGCUGUCACUUCGAAAGAUCCUUUCCUCGUGUCCGUUGCCGUCUGGGCCACCCUCCAGCUGACAUGGACGUCCGUCCUUCUCGCGUCUCAGCUGUGGCAAGUCGCAAGGCAGAUGACGACCCUGGAAGUGUCGAACCUCGGUCGCUACGGGUUCAUGGGCGGUCGUGGCGGUGCCUCUCUUUCCGGACAGAUGGGACAUCGACACCAGCACCGGUCUGAUAGUGUCCUUCCAGGCGUUGACACUGAAGACACUGCCCUUGUCGGCUCCGAUACAGGCGCACCCGCAGCUGGCGUCGUCCAUCGCCACUCGGGUGUAUGCGCAGGCUGUGGAACUAGCUUCCUCAUGAAUCUUCUCGGCUUCGACAGGUUCACGAAGGGUAAGGCUGUCGAUGGUCUAGCACGUGCUAGCAAGGCGAGCAAUCCGUUCGACUUGGGUAUCGUCGGAAAUUGCAAGGACUUCUGGACAGCUGGGAGAGAGCUUGGGGUCGAGUAUGAGAAGCUGUAUGAUGUGCCACUGGAGGGAUUCCGAGAGGCCAAGCUGAGGAGGGUGAGAGAAGAGGAAGAGGAUGGUCCUCGGAAACCUUCUGGCCGGAAGGGGAUCUUCAUGGGUUUCGGAUUGGGAAGGGCUAGCAGUAGCCGUGGAGGGUACGAGCCUGUCAGCCAGGUUUAG
Cyclocybe aegerita is the source of this 2205-nucleotide messenger RNA. Lineage: Eukaryota; Fungi; Basidiomycota; Agaricomycetes; Agaricales; Hemipholiotaceae. The record is from the annotation of a GenBank genome assembly.